Messenger RNA from Trichophyton verrucosum HKI 0517, 1308 nucleotides. Its product is annotated as fumarylacetoacetate hydrolase family protein. NCBI's taxonomy places the organism in Eukaryota, Fungi, Ascomycota, Eurotiomycetes, Onygenales, Arthrodermataceae. Gene Ontology annotation, molecular function: fumarylacetoacetase activity. The record is from RefSeq and is a predicted model, not a curated record. Gene Ontology annotation, biological process: homogentisate catabolic process; L-phenylalanine catabolic process; L-tyrosine catabolic process. The transcript has a single exon. Bases 1 to 1308 code for a protein of 435 amino acids.
AUGUCGAACGCAUCGUGGCUCCAGAUCCCACGGGAUUCUCCAUUUUCCCUGGCCAACAUUCCCUUUGGCAUUAUCUCAACAGCGGCGCUGGCUGACCCCCGACCGGCUGUUGCCAUUGGUGACUAUGCACUGGACCUCUUCGCCUUCUCCUCUGCUGGUGGUUUCUCCAAGCUUUCCUCUUUCUCUUCACACAUCGACGUCUUCACUAAGCCCACUUUAAAUGACUUCGCCGCUCUGGGAAGACCGGUUCACCGUGAGGUCAGGGGCUACCUACAGGACAUUUUCCGCGAUUCUACCCCUUACCCAGAGAUCCUCAAAACCAACGAGGACCUCAAGGGAAAAGCUCUCGUCCCGCUGAAGGAUGUCACCAACCAUCUACCCAUGAAAAUUGGUGAUUACACUGAUUUCUAUGCUGGCCUGAACCAUGCCUUUAACGUUGGAGUUCUGUUCCGUGGGCCUGACAAUGCCCUGCAGCCAAACUACAAACACCUCCCCGUUGGAUAUCACGGCCGUGCCUCCUCCGUCAUCGUCUCUGGCCAGCCCGUCCGCAGACCAAACGGUCAGAUCCUAGCUAACCCAGCCGCCACCCCCAAGGUUCCAAUCUUCUCCCCUUGCAAGAAACUUGAUAUCGAGCUUGAAUUGGCUGUCUUUGUUGGCAAGGGGAACAAGCUAGGCGAGCCCAUCCCCAUUGACCAGGCUGAAGAUCACCUGUUUGGUGUCGUCUUGAUGAAUGACUGGUCUGCUCGUGACAUCCAGGCCUGGGAGUAUGUUCCUCUUGGACCGUUCAACGCAAAGAACUUUGCUACCUCCAUCACCCCCUGGGUUGUCCUCAUGGAUGCCCUCGAGCCUUUCCGUUCCACUGGUCUCGCUGCCGAAGAAGGUCUCGAUAAUUUGCUGCCUUAUCUGCGUGAGAAGAGAGCGGAGAACGUGUACGACAUGCAACUCCAAUUUGAUCUCAAACCAGCAAACAGCAGCUGCACCUCGACCGUGGCCAAGACCAAUGCAAAGAACUUACUCUACUCCUUUGCCCAAAUGCUUACCCACCACUCUGUCACCGGUUGCAACAUGAACACUGGUGAUUUGCUUGGCAGUGGAACCAUCUCUGGGAAGGAGACUGGCACACUUGGAAGUUUGCUCGAAAAUACUCAGGGUGGAAAGCAGCCUAUGAAGUUGUCCGAUGGCAGUGAGCGUGUCUUCCUUGAAGACGGCGAUGAGGUUACUCUCAAGGGCAUGUGUGGUGAAGAGGGAAGCUAUGUCGGGUUUGGAAACUGCACUGCUACCAUUCUCCCUGCCCACGUUAUCAACUAA